This is a messenger RNA of Oppiella nova, 846 nucleotides long. The record is from the annotation of a GenBank genome assembly. Lineage: Eukaryota; Metazoa; Arthropoda; Arachnida; Sarcoptiformes; Oppiidae.
AUGAUUGGACACAAAUUGGACUCAUUUCUGGUGGACGCGGACACCACUCAAGAGGUGAUCAAUGAGUUGAGGGACAGACGCAUCACCACAACCACUGACAACCAACUCAUUGUCAAGAAUGUGGCCAAUGAUGGCAACAAUGGCAACAAAAGCAAGACAUUCCUCAAGCAUUUGAUUCAAUUGCGACAACACCUGCAAAGACAUCCCAUUUUUGACACCAAGAACUUCAAACUCACAGAAAUUGAUUCGUUGAUCACAUCAUCGAAAGAGACCAUUGAAUGCCUAGUCUUUGGCUUCUUAAUGAAGAACUCGUCGAAAAUCAAUGAAUUUCUGAUUGAAGACAACUCGGGAAGAGUUCCGGUGGUCUUCACAGACGAGACCCAAUUCAGGGACUCAUUGGCCGUCGAAAACAGUUUUGUGUUAAUCGAAGGCACUUACGAUUCGCCCAAAGAUUGUCUUUAUGUCGAUAGCAUCGGUCAGUCGCCGCCAAUCGACUUGAGUUCCACUCUUGAAGUGUCCAAUAGUUUGCAACGAACCGGAAGAAUGCUUGUCGUUGUAUCUGAUGUCCAUUUGGACGAUGAGAACACUUUGGAUAAACUGAAGACAUUGUUGACAGGAUAUGACUCAAUGGUUCCCAUUCCCGAUGCCUUUGUCUUUGUGGGAGACUUUAUGUCCAAACCAUGCGAUGAAGUCUCAGAUUUGAAAGGUAACUUCGAGAUCGAAACCAUCCAUAAACUCAAUUUGAAUCCAUGUCUUAAACCCUGGUAUCAAAAGCCUGUUCUCAUUACCCAGGGAUAUAUGCAAUAUGUCUGGGAUAAUGAAAACAAGAAAUAUUUAGAUAUGUGA